Priceomyces carsonii is the source of this 2178-nucleotide messenger RNA. RefSeq lists its product as uncharacterized. Bases 1 to 2178 code for a protein of 725 amino acids. NCBI's taxonomy places the organism in Eukaryota, Fungi, Ascomycota, Pichiomycetes, Serinales, Debaryomycetaceae. Gene Ontology annotation, biological process: peptidyl-threonine phosphorylation; peptidyl-serine phosphorylation. The record is from RefSeq and is a predicted model, not a curated record. Gene Ontology annotation, cellular component: cytoskeleton; cytoplasm. Gene Ontology annotation, molecular function: protein serine/threonine kinase activity; ATP binding. The transcript has a single exon.
AUGCCCUUGGACGGAAUAGAAACUGGAGUAGAGAGGAAGUUGUCUGACAUACGCAUUGAGCAAGGAAAUUCCCAAAAGGAUCUAAGUAAAUGCAGAAAACCAAGGAGAGGUGUUCGAAAGGAAUACCCCAGUACACUUUUUCCAUCUAAUAACACACCUACUGAUGGUAGUUUACCAUUCUUGUCAACUGCUGCAAGAGCAGAAAAUCGGCGAGUAUCGAGCAGAAAGAUAUCCACGUCAAUGUAUCCCACGACUCCUUUGAGAUCGGAGUCUAAUAAUCUGAAAUCAAGAUCUACCGUGAAGCAGGACGUUGAUAAAAGGAUAUUCAGCUGCCCCAUGUCUGAGAAAGCUCAAAAGACGUCUUUUAUGAGUGCUACUUCAUCGUCUUUGCAGAAACAGCAAAAUUCGUAUAGCAUGGGCUCAUCUCCUACACCAAACAUGACUCAAAAAAGAAUAAAUUCAUCAACGCUGAGGAGGUUAGAGUAUGCACGUCAAUUGAACCAGCGACGCACUUCUAAAUGGACCGACUACUCUUCAUUCUCUGUGCCGUCAGAUAUAACGAACCUCAACUAUGAUUUGAUAGACUCAAGGUCACUCUAUGAAUUGGAUCAACAUGAAGUUGACUCUCCUUCUAAAUUAAAGGUUACCAGAUAUGAAAAUAAUGGCGAAAAAAACAAAGAAAAUAGUGCAACCGAUUUUCCUGGAUACGAGAUGCGUGAAAGGGACCCUUCAAACGUGUCUUCUAAGAUAUGCGACAUAUAUGGUCUAUUUGAAAUGAUAUACAAGAAAGACAUGGGCCUAUUCAAAACCAGUGGCUAUGAUAAAGAAUUUGAGGAAGUAGCUUCCUUAGAUCCGCAGAGCUUGAUGAACCUGGAGAAUGUCUCCGAUAGCUCGUUGAAUAUCUACGAGAGAGGUGAAAUUUUACGAAAAAAUGACUUAUACUUCGUCUCUGAGAGAUCAAACACGAAUAAGAACGUCAAUAUUAAAAAUUAUAGUGAUAAUUUUGGAUUUGAUGACAAAAUGGGCAAUUAUGUUAUCGUUCCACACGAUCACAUAAAUUUUCGUUACGAAAUAGAGGAUAUAAUGGGUAACGGUUCGUUUGGGAAUGUUGUUAAGUGCCUCGACCACAAGUAUCAUAAUAAGAAGCACAAGAAGAACUUGAAAACAGUUGCCAUCAAAAUUAUCAAAAAUGACUUGAACUGGUCUUUGCAGGCAGUUUCGGAGAUUAAAUUAUUGAAACAGUUUCAUGAAAAGGCUGGUGAAAACAAUUUAGUGUUGCAUUAUAUUGACCACUUUCAUUUUAGAGGGCAUACUUGCAUUGUAACGGAACUUCUCUCGUUGAAUUUGUAUACCCUUCUAGAGAUGACUAAUUUUCAAGGGUUAUCAUUGGAAAUUAUUAAGCCAUUUGCAAAAAAAAUUUUAGAGGGAAUACAGUUUAUUCAUAUGAAUGGUGUAAUUCACUGUGAUAUCAAGCCUGAAAAUAUAAUGAUAAAGCUACCUCAUGAAUUUAACUUGGCAAAAGAAGUCAAAGAGGAAGACUUGGUCAUAAAAAUUAUAGACUUUGGCUCAUCAUGCUAUCGUAAUGAGAUCUCAUAUACGUAUAUCCAAUCACGCUAUUAUAGAGCUCCUGAGGUUGUUCUUGGAGCGAGGUAUAAUGAGAAGAUAGAUAUUUGGUCUUUUGGAUGUGUCAUAGCUGAACUUGCAACUGGUAAACCUUUACUUGCUGGAAAGAAUGAAUUGGAACAUAUCGGUUUGAUGUUGGAACUUUUUGGAGCUCCAAAAAGUUCUCUAAUUUUACGACUCCGAAAGACACUAACCAUGCAACGCAAGUCCCCUAGUACGUUCUCAUUCGAAGAGUCUAUUUCUCGGUCUCAAUUUUCGAAAAUAGAUGAAAAAUCAAUCAAAAGGACGUUAUUAUUCACGCUCUUUGAUAUUAAUGGUAUGAUAAAUUUACAUUUCUUGAACUAUCGCAUAUCAAGAUCAAUUUCUUCCUCAGGAUUAAAAAGACAAUUCAAGCCAAACUCAAAAUCUUUGGAAUUCCAUUUGAAAUUAGACAAAGCGGAGAAAUCGCUUCCCGUGUUUCGGUCUUUCUUGAGCUUUUUAGACAAAGCAUUAAAAUGGGAUCCGUGCGAGCGCUUUACAGUUGAUGACCUCUUGAAAGAAAAAUUUUUAAGUUAG